This is a messenger RNA of Emiliania huxleyi CCMP1516, 1178 nucleotides long. RefSeq lists its product as hypothetical. The record is from RefSeq and is a predicted model, not a curated record. The transcript has 3 exons. Lineage: Eukaryota; Haptophyta; Isochrysidales; Noelaerhabdaceae. Bases 36 to 890 code for a protein of 284 amino acids.
CCCUGUGUGUGGGUAGCUCAAGGCUUGCCUGCCCGAUGAGCUGCUGCGCCUCGCUCUUAGCGGGUGUCCAUGCGCACGCUCCGCUCCGCCCGCACGUGGCGAGCCGCGCGCCGGCGCCGCUCCUCGGACUUCCCGGCGCUCCCCGCAACGCGCUCUCGUCGCUGCUGCAGGACGCUGGCUACAGCGGCGUGCCGACUCGGGUGGAGGAGCUGAGCGCCGGAUUUUGCAACUGGGUAUACCUCUGUGAGUACGAGGGCCCGCCGGAGUCCAUGCCAGCAUCCUGCCAGGGCGCGGCCUCCGUGGACGGCGCCGAGGUGGGAGACGCCGACGGCACGGCGGCGGGAACGGCGGAGGAGGCGCGGCCGCCGAUGCGCAGGCGCAGGCGCGUCGCCAGCACGGCACGGACCGUGGUGGCCAAGCUCUUCUCUCCGCUCGCCAAGCUGAGGCUGACGCCCGCCAUGCGCGGCGCCGCCGACGCGAGCGCGUCGGACGAGGGCCUCGGGCCGCGCGUGCUGCGCGCGUUCCUCCGCGACUACCUCCGCUGCCUCGCCGAGGCGGACCAGCCGCCCGCGGGCCAGCGGCGGACUCGAGCGCUCGCCUUCGAGCCGCUCACCUGGCUCGAGGCGGCCGUCUUCUUCUUCUUCGCGAUGGCGACCUACCCGGCCAAGGCGCACGAGUGGCAGCCCCUCGCGCUCGACCGGUGGGAGUCGUACCUCGCCUCGGCGCACUUGGUCGAGCAGGACGGGCCCGCGACGCGAGAGCUGCUCGCCGCGAGGCAUCGGAAGCGAGCGCUGCGGAGCCGAAAGGCACCCGGAUGGGCAGACCCAGACGCGACAGGGCCGCCCUCCCCGCAGCAGCCCGAACCGAAUCGGGCAGACGCGGAGGACUGACGGGCAGGGCUUGGACGGGGCGCUUGCUCGCUGCUGGCGCUGCCGCCUGCUGUAGGCGCGCGUCGCGCGAGUCGAGAGAGCCGAGCGGCCAGGGAUGGCCUACCGGUGUGUAUACUCUACAGGUGUUCGAAGGUGUAGGAUCGGUCCUAUCUGAGAUUGCUCUCGCGUGCAUUGCCCCAUUGGACGUCCCAGUCUGGUCAGCGGCCCGAGAUUUCUUUUGACGUGGCGUCCACCCCGAUCCCCGUGUACCGAUACCAGUGACAAUCUCCGCCGCGGCGGCGAGAUCCG